Trichoderma citrinoviride is the source of this 2115-nucleotide messenger RNA. Its product is annotated as PARP-domain-containing protein. NCBI's taxonomy places the organism in Eukaryota, Fungi, Ascomycota, Sordariomycetes, Hypocreales, Hypocreaceae. The transcript is spliced from 3 exons. The record is from RefSeq and is a predicted model, not a curated record. Gene Ontology annotation, molecular function: NAD+ poly-ADP-ribosyltransferase activity. The coding region runs from base 1 to 2115 and encodes 704 amino acids.
AUGCCCCGGAGAAAGGCUGCUGCGGCUCCCGCCGUCUCGCCGCUGGACGGCUGCGUUGUCGCCAUGAGCGGCAAGUUCGACGCCUCCAAGCACACCCACGCCUCUCUCGAGCAGCUCAUCAGGUCCCUGGGCGGCAGCGUCACCAAGAGCGUUGCCAAAACCACAACCCACGUCGUCUGCUCCGAGGACGACUACAAUAGCAACUCGGCAAAGGUCGCUGCUGGCAGGGCCAAGGACUUGCCCGUGGUCAGUCCGGAGUGGAUCUUUGAGGCUGAGAAGCUGAACAAGACGGUCGAUCCUCAGCCGUACGUCUGGGGCAGCGACAAAGCUGCCGACCCACAAGCCAAUGGCAAGAAGCGGCCCAUCAUGGUGUCCAAGAGCGAUGAGGAGGAGGAGGAGGAGCCCGAGCCCAAGAAGGCCAAGACCAACGGCUCCAAGGCGGCCAAAGGGGCAAAGGGCAAGGCAAAGGCCGAUGCUGAGCCUGAACCCGAGCCCGAGGCCGAGGAGAUCAAGGAGGAGAAGCAGGUCGCCGAGGGCCAGUUCAUCAAGAAGAAGGAUGCGGCCAUCCCGGUUGACGAGUACUGCCCGAUGGUCAACCAACAGGUGCACAUUGACGCUGACACUGGGCUGAUAUACGAUGCUUCUCUCAACCAGACGAACGCAUCCCACAACAACAACAAGUUCUACCGCAUCCAGGUCUUAUAUGACGGCAAGUCAAAGCAGUACAAGACAUGGACGCGCUGGGGCCGUGUUGGAGAGGUCGGGCAAAGUGCCCUUCUCGGCAACGGCAAGGUCGAAGACGCAAUCAAGCAGUUUGAGAAAAAGUUCAAGGACAAGUCUGGCCUAUCCUGGGAAAACAGGGGCGAGAACCCGAAGCCGGGAAAGUAUGCAUUCGUCGAGCGAAGCUACAAUCCAGACUCGGACGAUGAAGACGACAACGAAGCUGAUGACAAGGCCGUCAAGAAGGAGGAGGACGACGAGGAAGAGGUCAAGCCGGCAGAGUGCACUCUUGAGCCCCAAGUCAAGUCCCUCAUGGAGCUCAUCUUCAACCAGCAGUACUUCCAGGCCACCAUGACUGCCCUGAACUACGACGCGAACAAGCUCCCUCUGGGAAAGCUGAGCAAAGCCACCAUUACGCGCGGUUUCCAGCAGCUCAAGGACCUCGCGGCCCUGAUGGAUGAUGCUACGCUGGCGGCGAGCAGAUGGAACACGACGGUGGCCCAGGCCACGGAGAUGCUGUCCAACAUGUACUACUCCAUCAUUCCGCAUGCCUUUGGCCGCAACCGCCCCCCCGUCAUCCGAGACAACGUGAUGCUCAAGAAGGAGAUUGAGCUGCUGGAGAGCUUGUCCGACAUGAAGGACGCAGCAGACAUUAUGAAGAUUGACCGCAAGUCAACGGACAGCAUCCACCCCCUCGACAAGCAGUUCCAGAGCCUGGGCCUCAACGAGAUGACGGUCCUCGACCACGCCAGCAGCGAGUUCGAGCACCUCGAGGCCUACCUGCACGGCUCCCGCGGCGAGACCCACGGCCACAGCUACAAGGUCCAGGACAUCUUCCGCAUCGAGCGGCAGGGCGAGAACGUGCGCUUCGACGAGUACGUCGAGAAGAGCAAGAUUGGCCAGAACAGGCGCCUGCUGUGGCACGGCUCGCGCGCGACCAACUUUGGCGGCAUCCUCAGCCAGGGCUUGCGCAUCGCGCCUCCGGAGGCGCCCGUCUCGGGGUACAUGUUCGGCAAGGGCAUCUACCUCGCCGACAUGUCGUCCAAGUCGGCCAACUACUGCUGCUCGUACAUCUCGGGCGGCCAGGCGCUGCUGCUGCUCUGCGAGGCCAAGCUGGGCGAUCCCAUGCAGCAGCUGACCAACGCGAGCUACGACGCCGGCAGCAGCGCCAAGAGGGGCGGCAUGGAGAGCACCUGGGGCGUGGGCAUGACGGCGCCGCCCAAGUGGAUGGACGCUGGGGUUGUGCACGAGAGCCUCAAGGGCAUCCAGAUGCCCGAUAUAAGCGAAAAGCCGUGUGCGACGAAUGUAGACGGCGCGUAUCUGAUGUACAAUGAGUUCAUCUGCUACGAUGUCGCCCAGGUGAAGCUGCGGUAUCUCUUCCGCGUCCAGAUGUAG